AGGGCCGCCAUGUGAUUCAGUCUAUGGAGAACAUCCUCUCUUUUCUGAAUAGAUUCUUUGAACCAUGGUUGGACUUUGGAACAUUUUUCUUGGAUAUUGACCCCAAUUAUAUCUUUCUGAGUGGAGUGGGGUUUAUUCUUCUGUAUUUAUGGUAUUUGAUAUUGAAACCAUUCUUACCACCAUAUUGGAAAAGUCAGGACAUCAAAAAGUGGAAAAGCACAGCUAAGAAAGGAAGGAGGAGAUCAUUUAAAGGUUAUAGAACUACCCAGAGACAAGCACAGGAAUGGAGGAAGCUGCUGUCUGUCGUACAAAGCCCCCUAGGUGAGCUUUAUGAUCCUUCCCACUUUCGGCACCUACUAUGUCCAGAUCUCUCCUGUGAUGUGUGUAAUGGAGCAACUACUAAGAUCAGUCGCCUACUUUCUCAGGCCACCCUUGAAGAUGGUGCUGCCUCUGUGUCCAGUAUGGAUUACACCACAGUUUCUGUGACUGAGACCUCAUUGACUCUGUCCCUUCCCCUCCCAGAAAACCCUCUGAGAAAUCCAACUCCAGACCUUCCACAUGAGCCUUCUCUACAGUCUUCCUCCAUUAUCUCACUUCACAAGAGUGCCCACUUAGAAGACACACUUUCUGCCUCACUGCUGGAUGACUCUAUGCUAUCAGAAUCUGUUCCUCCUGUGAAUGCUAAAUUCUCUCUGGACCCUGAUUCUCUCCAUCCACGUGCUACUUCCCCUCUUCCACAACAGCAUGCCACUCAGGAAACAGAACUGCUUCUCCAGCCAGCAACAAUUCUGUCUCCGAUGGACAGCCCUAGGGAGUUGUUCACUAUUCCAGCAAACAAAAGCAUUUUCAGUUCAAGGCAUGCAAUGUCAGAAUUUAUUCAUCAGCAGACAGAUACUGACAAUUCUUUUCAGUUGGAGCCAGCACAUUUGGUUAACCAAGAGCUUCUUGACCUUCAUUCUUCUGAAUCCUCUUUAUGGGGAAACAUCACAACCUGUCUUACACUGCCUGGAAACCUUCCCUUUCCCAGACCUGAUGCCAUGGUACUACUUGAGAGACAAGAUGGAAAGAUGGCUGGUUCAUUUAAAACUUGGGGGAAGACCUCAGAGUCUGAUCAGCACAGCUUGGCAGUUUCCCAUCCUUUGGGCCGCUGCAAAGGUAAAUCAAAGAGACUUCAUAUGAACCAGCAGUCCCCCCAUCUCAGGACCUCUGAAGAUCAGUUAGGACUUAAACACAUCCAGUUAUUCUGGGGCCUCCCUUCUCUACACAGCGAGUCCAUGAACUCUAUUGCUACUGUGUGGACUGACAGUUCCCUGAUCUCAGGAUGCUUCAACAGAUUCUCAGAUUCCCCAGUGCUUAUCAACUACACACCUUUGUCCUUGCCUGAGAGUCAACCACAGAACUUGCCCCAAACUCUGUCCCUAUCUCAGUCCCAAACUGUCCCUCCAGCCAAGCCCCCGGCCCAGCUUCAAUACCCAAUUCCAGUUCUGUCACCUUCUCCUCUAACCCAGCUUAGAAUCUGUGGGGUGUAUUUUCACAGACCCCAGCAUAAGGUACAACCUCUUGAGCCAUCUGCAGUUCACUGCCUGAAUUACAACAUCUUGAAAAAGAAGCUUGAGAGAGUGUGGGGUUUACCCACUGUGGUCAAAAAAUCCCAGGAAGAAUUUUGUCCCCCACCUCCCAAACCCUCAUUGGUCAAGCAGUCUUCCAAGACCCAUGUUUCCAGGUUCAUCUGUCUUGGAAAUUUCCUUCUUACCAGUGAGCUCCAGAAGAAGCUUGAGCACCACCUUCGAAAGAGGCUCAUCCUACAACGCUGGGGCCUGCCCCAGAGGAUCUAUAAGUCUCUACCAUGGAUGAAUCCUCUGGCAGAACUUCCAGAGGCAUCCUCAUCUACAAGCAACUAUGGGCUUUCAUGGAUCUCUUUCUUUAAGCAACAGGGAAGCAAAGACCUACACAACAUUGUAUUGAACAAACCUGGAAGCUUUCCAACAAGACAGUCAGCAGAGAAACUGUUAAAGGCCAGGGAGCAUAGCACAGAGGCUGUUAAAAAAUACCAGCUAUGGAGUAACACCAAGGGCACUCUAGAUAAUGGCCUGCAAUCAAACUGUGAAACAGUCCUAAAACACCACACAGGCAGUCUGCCAGGCAAACCUUUGGGGACCUUACAGGUGAGCCAAUGUUGGAAAAAACUUGAAACUGCCCUGCAAAAAUAUUUGAUCAGGCAUCUUGGUGAAACAAAUGAGUGUCAGAUAUCUGGCACUGUGUCCAGAUCAGGGUAUCAUCCUCUCCUUUUUACUUCACAUGUGGACAAGGAAGAACAUGAGGAUCAGAGACAGUCACCUUCUGAUAAGGAGGAUGGACAUGUCAAAAGCAAGUCUGUGCUGCAACAGACAUCCAUUGUCUUAAACAACACCAGCCUGGAAGAGUCAGAGAGCAGUAAACACAGCCAAGAUGUGCCCAGAAUAUCCAAUGAGGCUGGCCCUGUGUCACUGGGUAAGAGACUGUAUCCCAGCAAAACAGUUCGGGGGCAUCAAGGAACAAAGGUGAAUGACAAAAGCACGUUUGUAUCCAACAAGCUUUGAGAAGAGGCUGUGAGGCCAUAACACAGCAUGACUUCUUAACUCUGGCCCAGAAGGAGACAGCUAAAGGGGAGAAUGACCUUAUUUCUCCAGGCUUGGGAUAUGAUCUUUGUAGCAUGAUCAGCAUCUUAAAGGGGGCAGGCCCUUUAUCUAACAGCUUUUAGAACACUUGCCCUAUGAACCGACAAAAAGUCCAACAAUUAUAAAGCCAAAACAGUAAUGAGUUUUUUGUCUUGGGCCCUAAUCAGCUUGUUUAUAUAGCUUAAAGCUUCUUAUUUUGAAAGUUCUUUUGUUGUAACCAAAACCUGAAAGUCAUAUUAAAUGAAAUUAUAUAAAA
Molecule: messenger RNA, 2913 nt
Organism: Mesocricetus auratus (golden hamster)
Lineage: Eukaryota; Metazoa; Chordata; Mammalia; Rodentia; Cricetidae
Product: spermatogenesis-associated protein 31D1-like
Exons: 5
Coding region: 24-2579 (851 amino acids)
Source: RefSeq, a predicted model, not a curated record